AUGAAAGCUGCUCUUGCUCUCGUCUUUCUUUCUUGCAUUGUUGGUUCAAUGGCUUCGGAUUCUCGUAGCCAAUUUGUAGAUCAACUUGUACAACAAGGACAAGUUGUUGCUCAGGCUGUUUUUACUCAACUUCAACAACAAAUCAUUAGUCUUGUUCAGCAAGCUGUUAAUCAACUCUCAUCUCUUGUUAGUUCACUUGGUCGAUUUGACUUGAGCUGGGACGGCAUUGUUCACCAUUUCUCAUCCAUUUUAAAUCAUCUUAUCGGUAACGCUAUUGGUUCAGUUAUUCAGGGUUUUCUAGGUGGCCCGCCUAGUCGUGGCUUCGUUGAUCUUGCCGGCGUCUUCCACGCAUUCCUCCAACAAAUCAAAGAAGCCAUCACUCAAAUGGGUCAGCAAAUACUCAGUCAAGGUUUAGCUGCUGCUCUUAGUAGCUUUGGUGGAUCACGUGGUUUUGGUGACAUCUUUGCUACUCUUCAACAACAAAUUGCUAACGCUGUCACAGUUGCUCAAGGUGUCCUCCAAGGUGCUCUUGGCAACCUAUCUGCUCUUGGUUCAACCGUACUUGAUGCUUCAAAAGAACACUGGGAACAACUUCAAGAACAGCUUGUUGGUCAUGGUCUCAAUGCUCUUGGUUCAAUCUCAGAAACCAUCAAUAACCUUCACGGUACAAUCACCGGUGGUCGUUAA
This is a messenger RNA of Rotaria sp. Silwood1, 687 nucleotides long. NCBI's taxonomy places the organism in Eukaryota, Metazoa, Rotifera, Eurotatoria, Philodinida, Philodinidae. The record is from the annotation of a GenBank genome assembly.